Molecule: messenger RNA, 9323 nt
Organism: Danio rerio (zebrafish)
Lineage: Eukaryota; Metazoa; Chordata; Actinopteri; Cypriniformes; Danionidae
Source: RefSeq, a predicted model, not a curated record
GCCAAUGAGAUUUUACAAUUAGCCCAAUCAGCGGCCAGAUUCGGGAUGUCACUGCGGGCGAGUCAGGAGGGUUUGUAAAACAAGACAGUCGCUGCGUCUCAGCAGAAAGCAACUGACUCACGCCUCUCUUCUGGUAUACUUGGGAGUCAGCCGCGAACCAGUAAACUCCAAAACGCCCGCUCUGACUGCAGCGCACACGGCGCGCUCGUUCCCUGCGCGCGGAAUUCCGGUUGGCGUUUUAACGCGCUUUAAAUUCUGACAACCAGCGCGUCAUGAUGGAAACUAUAGCGCGAGCGGCAGUUUUAACGGUCACCAGCGCAUCAGUUUAGUCCGGAAUGGGAUUCUGCAGCUCGUCUGUCUUAUUUUCCUGGGAAAAUUAAACGCAGUGGAUUUUUUCCCAGUGCCAAGACGCACAGAAUCGAGUGUUUUAAAACGGCGUCUGGCUGUAUUUGUGGAGUAAGAGAGUUGGGAUUCCUGUAAAGGUGCCCAUCAUCCGCAGUGUGAGCGCGACUGCGGCGGUGAGGUGAAAUCCGCAGCGAGAACAGGUACAGAAUGUCCCCAACUUAACAAGAAGCCUGAAUACUAAAACAGAACACAGAGUGAGCAGUGGACAGAGAGACACUCUUCCCCCAAGGAUCCAGGACAAUGGCUUUUCACAAUAGGAGAUGGAACUUUACUUUUUCUUGCUGCGUUGUUGUCUUGUUGCUUCCCCUUGUGGCUGCAAGACCACAACAACCGUCAGCUGCAACUAGAGUACAUGAGGAAUACAGUACGUUUCGGGUGGAAAACACAGAAUGGACCUUUAACCAUCUUGCGGUGGACCACAGAAAUGGGAAUGUGUAUCUUGGGGCAGUGAACCGCAUCUACAAACUCUCACCUGGACUGGACAUACAGGUGUCACAUCAGACCGGUCCAGAUGAGGAUAACCGGAACUGCUACCCACCCCGUAUAGUGCAGCCUUGUAGCGAACCCCUUACGUUGACUAAUAACGUCAAUAAGAUGCUGCUCAUGGACUACCGCGAGAACCGGCUGCUGGCAUGCGGCAGCUUGUACCAGGGUAUUUGCAAACUCCUCCGCCUGGAUGAUCUCUUUAAACUUGGAGAGCCCUUUCAUAAAAAAGAGCACUACCUUUCUGGCGUCAAUGAGAGCGGCUCCGUGUUUGGGGUCAUCGUGUCUUAUGGUGAUGCCUCGCCUGAUAAGUUGUUCGUGGCCACAGCUGUUGAUGGGAGACCAGAGUACUUCCCAACAAUAUCCAGCCGUAAGCUCACCCGGAACUCCGAGGAGGAUGGGAUGUUUGCCUACGUCUUCCACGAUGAAUUUGUUGCCUCUAUGAUUAAAAUCCCAUCGGAUACAUUCACAGUGGUACCAGACUUUGACAUCUAUUACGUCUAUGGGUUCAGCAGUGGAAAUUUUGUGUAUUUUCUCACAUUGCAACCUGAAAUGGGCGGAGGACCGACUACAGGGUCAUCCUCAGCUGGGCGUGAACAGGUGUACACUUCUAAACUAGUUAGACUCUGCAAGGAUGACACUGCAUUUAACUCCUAUGUUGAGGUUCCUCUUGGUUGCGUUAAGGGUGGGGUAGAGUAUCGCCUUCUACAGGCAGCCUACCUGUCCAAAGCAGGAACCAUUCUGGCACGUUCAUUGGGUAUAGGACCUGAUGAUGACAUCCUUUAUGCCGUGUUCUCCAAAGGACAAAAAAGGAGGCCCAAAGAGUCAUCUCAGGAGUCCGCUCUCUGCGUGUUCACUCUGAAAGAAAUUAACGAAAGAAUAAAGGACCGGCUGCAGUCAUGCUAUAAAGGAGAGGGAACCCUCGAUCUGGCCUGGCUCAAAGUGAAAGACAUCUCGUGCAGUAGUGCGCUCCUCACCAUUGAUGACAACUUCUGUGGUCUGGAUAUGAACGCCCCGCUUGGCGUCUCAGAGAUGGUACGCGGAAUUCCACUGUUCUCUGAAUCCAAAGACAAAAUGACAUCGGUUAUUGCCUACGUGUACAAGAACCACUCUCUGGCUUUUGUGGGCACCAGAGGAGGCCGUCUGAAAAAGAUUCGGGUAGAUGGUCCAACCUAUGGUGCUUUACAGUAUGAAACAAUCCAGGUGGUCGACAAUGGACCGAUCCUACGAGACAUGGCAUUUUCAUCUGAUCAGCACUUCUUGUACGUGAUGUCGGAAUCACAGCUUACCCGUGUGCCGGUGGAGGCCUGUGAGCAGUAUUCGUCCUGUAACGAGUGCCUGGGAUCUGGGGAUCCUCACUGUGGCUGGUGUGUUCUCCAUAGCAUGUGUACAAGAAAAGAGAAGUGUGAGCGGUCAUCCGAGCCUCGCCGCUUCGCCUCAAAUAUAAAGCAGUGUGUGAGACUCAGUGUUCACCCCAACAACAUCUCUGUGUCCCAGUACAGUGUGAUGCUUGUGCUGGAGGCUCAUAAUGUGCCAGAACUUUCAGCAGGGGUCAACUGCACCUUUGAGGACCUAGCAGAGAUGGACGGACUAGUGGAAGGGAAUCGCAUAACCUGCAGUUCUCCUGCAGAGAAGGAAGUCCCACGCAUCAUAGUAGACCAAGGUGACCAUCAGAUUGUCCAGCUCUACCUCAAGUCAAAGGAGACAGGAUUGGCUUUUGCAAACACUAGCUUUGUCUUCUACAACUGCAGCGUUCACAAGUCAUGUCUAUCCUGUGUUGGAAGCCCGUACCAGUGCCACUGGUGCAAAUACCGUCACACAUGCACUCACGACCCAAGCAGCUGCUCUUUCCAGGAGGGCCGUGUCAAACAGCCAGAGGAGUGUCCUCAGCUGCUUCCAGCAGAUCGCAUCCUGGUUCCAGUAAAUGUGGUAAAACCCAUCACCCUUCGGGCCAAGAACCUUCCCCAGCCACAGUCGGGUCAGCGUGGGUACGAGUGUGUGCUCACCAUACAGGGUGUAGAGCAGAGAGUUCCUGCCCUCCGCUUCAACAGCUCCAGUGUACAGUGCCAAAACACAUCGUACAUGUAUGAUGGGAUGGAGAUGAGUAGCCUCCCUGUGGAUCUGACGGUCAUCUGGAAUGGAGACUUCAGCAUUGACAACCCAGCCCAAAAUAAAGUCCACCUUUACAAAUGUGAUGCACGAAGAGAAAGCUGUGGACUGUGUCUGAAGGCUGACCCCCUCUUCGGCUGUGUGUGGUGUAAGGGAGAAAACCGUUGCUCUCUGAAACAACACUGUUCUUACCCGCAGAGCAUGUGGCUCGAGCACAAUGGCAUCAAUAGCAAGUGCACGCACCCCAGAAUCACAAAGAUCACCCCACUUCGAGGACCCCGUGAGGGGGGAACACUGGUGACUAUCCGUGGGGAGAACCUGGGAUUGGAGUUUAGUGAGAUUAAAGAUCAUGUGAAGGUAGCAGAUGUGGAAUGUACACCAGUGCCUGAGGGGUAUAUCCCAGCAGAACAGAUUGUGUGUGAAAUGGGAAAAGCGGAAAGAAGCCAGUUUGCAGGAAAUGUUCAAGUGUGUGUUGGAGAGUGUCGUCCUGAAUUCAUGGCCAAGUCGUCUAAGUACUACUAUUUUGUGAUCCCUCAACUGUUGAGUCUGAAGCCAAGCCGAGGGCCAGUAUCUGGGGGAACCAUCGUCAACAUCACUGGCGGCAACCUGGACGCAGGAAGCAAUGUGUCAAUCAUGUUCAAAGACCAGAAGUGCACUUAUCAAAGGAGAGGAGGACAGUGGAUAACAUGUCGUUCUCAUGCAUCCAUGCAAGGCUAUGGAAAUGUAUCUGUAUCAGUGUAUGUGGAUAAAGCCCACAUUCACAAAGAUCUAAAGUUUGAGUAUGUUGAAGAUCCCACCAUCACCAAACUAGAACCCGAGUGGAGCAUUUUCAGUGGCAACACACCACUGACAGUGUCAGGGACAAACCUGGACAUCAUCCAUACUCCUCUCAUCAGAGCCAAGUAUAAGAAUUUGGAAACAAUCAAUAUAUGUCAGGUUUUGAGUCCAACCACUAUGCAGUGCAUGGCCCCAGAGCUUCCCUACAGUAUCAGCAAGCACAAGGAUGUUCCAGAAAGACCCGAUGAGUUUGGCUUCAUCCUGGACAAUGUUCAGUCUGUGCUGGCCCUCAACAACACCAACUUUGUAUACUACCCAAAUCCUGUGUUCGAACCUCUCAGUGUGUCUGGGGUUCAGGAGCUCAAGCCAGGGUCUCCCAUCAUACUGAAGGGCAGGAACUUCCUACCUCCCACGCCUGGUGGCAAUGGGAAGCUCAACUACACUGUUCUGAUUGGAGACAAACCUUGUGCAUUAACUGUGUCAGAUACUCAACUGCUCUGUGAAUCACCUAAUCUUACUGGACGCCACAAGGUUCUGGCACGUGUGGGUGGCAUUGAGUUUUCUCCAGGUGUGGUCCACAUCACCUCUGACAGCCCCCUCAGCAGCACUGCUGUCAUCAGCAUUGCUGGGGCAGGAGGCCUUCUCAUCUUUUUCAUCGUCAUAGUCUUAAUUGCCUACAAGCGCAAGUCCCGUGAGAGUGACCUCACCCUCAAACGCCUGCAGAUGCAGAUGGACAACCUGGAGUCUAGAGUAGCCCUAGAGUGUAAAGAGGCAUUCGCUGAGCUGCAAACGGACAUUCAUGAGUUGACCAGUGAUCUGGAUGGAGCUGGUAUACCAUUUCUGGACUAUCGCACAUAUACAAUGCGGGUUCUGUUUCCUGGAAUCGAGGAGCACCCUGUCCUUAGAGACCUGGAGGUGCCAGGUUACAGACAGGAGCAGGUGGAGAAGGGGCUAAAACUGUUUGGACAACUUAUCAACAACAAGGUUUUCCUGCUGUCUUUCAUCCGAACACUGGAGUCUCAGAGAGGCUUCUCCAUGCGAGACCGUGGCAAUGUCGCCUCCUUGAUCAUGACCGUUUUGCAAAGUAAACUGGAGUAUGCGACCGACGUACUCAAACACCUGUUGUCUGACCUCAUUGACAAGAACCUGGAAAGCAAAAACCAUCCCAAACUACUGCUAAGAAGAACCGAGUCUGUGGCUGAGAAAAUGCUCACAAAUUGGUUCACCUUUCUGCUGUACAAAUUCCUCAAGGAGUGUGCCGGGGAGCCCCUCUUCUCUCUUUUCUGUGCCAUAAAGCAACAGAUGGAAAAAGGUCCCAUCGACUCCAUCACCGGCGAAGCCCGCUACUCACUCAGUGAAGACAAGCUCAUCAGACAGCAAAUUGAUUACAAGACUCUGGUGGUGAACUGCAUGCAUCCAGACAAUGAGAAGAGUCCAGAGGUGCAGGUGAAGGUGCUAAACUGUGACACUGUCAGUCAGGUGAAGGAGAAGAUCUUGGACGCCAUCUACAAAAAUGUCCCUUACUCACACCGACCAAAGGCCUCUGACAUGGAUUUGGAGUGGCGUCAAGGAAGAGUAGUAAGAGUCAUUCUUCAGGAUGAGGAUGUUACCACAAAGAUCGAAGCUGACUGGAAAAGACUCAACAUGCUGUCUCACUACCAGGUGACUGAUAAUGCUGUGGUAGCCCUUGUACCAAAGCAGGUCACUGCAUACAACUCUGUGAAUAACUCAACUGUCUCCAGAACCUCUGCUAGCAAAUAUGAAAACAUGAUCAAGUACACAGGCAGUCCGGACAGCCUGCGUUCCCGCACACCCAUGAUCACACCUGACCUGGAAAGCGGUGUUAAGGUAUGGCAUCUGGUGAAAAACCAUGAGCAUGGAGACCAGAAGGAGGGAGACCGUGGAAGCAAGAUGGUCUCAGAGAUCUACCUAACCAGACUGUUGGCCACCAAGGGCACUCUGCAAAAGUUUGUGGAUGACCUGUUUGAGACCAUCUUCAGCACAGCACACAGAGGAAGUGCUCUUCCUCUCGCUAUCAAGUACAUGUUUGACUUCCUGGAUGAGCAGGCCGACAAGCACAACAUUCAUGACCCGCACGUCAGACACACAUGGAAGAGCAACUGUCUACCUCUACGAUUCUGGGUGAACGUUAUUAAGAAUCCACAGUUUGUGUUUGACAUCCAUAAGAGCAGCAUCACGGACGCCUGUCUGUCUGUGGUGGCACAGACCUUCAUGGAUUCAUGCUCGACGUCAGAGCACCGUCUGGGCAAAGACUCCCCCUCCAACAAGCUGCUGUACGCCAAGGACAUUCCCAGCUACAAAAGCUGGGUGGAGAGAUACUACUCCGACAUUAGUAAGAUGCCGGCCAUCAGUGACCAGGAUAUGAAUGCAUAUCUGGCAGAGCAGUCCCGCAUGCACAUGAAUGAGUUCAACACCAUGAGCUCCCUCAGCGAGAUCUACUCUUACAUUGGCAAAUAUACAGAGGAGAUUGUGUCUGCACUAGAGCAGGAUGAUGGUGCCAGGAAACAGAGACUGGCCUAUAAGCUGGAGCAGGUGGUCGCCUUCAUGAGCCUGGAGAGCUGAGAACCACAUUUCCCAGAGUGCACUGGGAGAUCCAUCAGAAACCAAGCCGUGCCUGAGUGAAGACCUAUCCAUCUAUCUCAUCUCUUCUGUUUGCAAUCUUCCCACAAAAAAAAGUGUUUGCAUCAUAUUAGUUCUGCUUCCUAGAAGAGUAGAGAUGGGAACUGGAUGGUGGGUGGAGGAGCCAAGGACUACAUUACCCAUGAUGCAGUAGAGUGGGUGGCCAUCCAGCUCUGCUGUGUAGAGAAGGGGUGGCUGCCUAUGAGUUCCACUUCACUGCAUCCUCCAUCCUUCUCCCUGACUGGAAAAGAAAAAAAAACAUUUCUGUUGCCUUCAAAGUUUAGCUGAUAAGCAGAAACCACAAUGUUUGGUGUCAAUUUGUUCUGACUUUUAUGACUAGGGUAGUGUGCGACACUAAUAUAGUGUCCAGUUCAUUGUAGUACCUUUAUUAAACACUGAAACGCAAGAUGAAAAAAUGGUACGGCAUGCAUCUGAAGAAUGCAGACCAUUUGGGCCAUUUCAAAAGACACAAACACAUUGAGGAUGCUGGAUUUACGGGACAUGCAAGAUCAUAUAUAAGCUUUGAUAAGAGAAUCAAGCCUGGAGGUCCAACCUGCUUAACCUUACUUCAAAGACAGUAAGGUGUAUUUAAAACCUUUGGGGCACCGCAGGACACAAGUUAGUGCUUCAAUACUCUUGUCUCUUCCAGGACCUUACUAGAAAGCGAAACUGAAAGACAAGACCUUUCAUCUUGUGGUAUACCCACAUCUUCACCACUUCAACCCCAGCCUUCAUUUUGGCAUCUAUCCGGCUUGUGCACAUCUGAAUUUAACCUCUCUUAUCUAUAUGAGUGGAGGAAAGCCAAGGUUCAAUUCCCUUAGAAGCAAGCACACAUACACACACCUCUGCCAGAGAGCGACACCUUCUCUCUGUACUUCAGCGAGGUUCCCAGGACCUACGCUGUGCUGCAAGAGGACUAAGAAAUCUUUACAAAAAAAGCACACAUUAAAUAGGUGUCUCAGUUCACACAUCCUGUAGGGGGACUUUAAUUGCAACAUAUUCUACUCAGAAUUAGCUGUUAAUGGGGGGAAAUGGUGCAUUAUUGAAAAUGCACAAAUGCAGCCUGCACUGUUGACUGCCACAGGGUCCCACCCUUAACGAACACUCUGGAAGCCUCUAGAAAAACCCACACGUGGACAAAGUUGGUCAGCGGAAAACCAAAGGAGCCCAAUUUAAAAAGAGCAAAGUGAAUAAAUUACCCUGCGAAGUAAACACAAGGCAAUGGUUGUUUUAUGACCUGCAGUGUAAAGCUAUUGCUUUAUCUGCAGCCCCAUAUUUGUUUCUGUCCAUUAUGCUCUGCACAAUACAGAGCCUGUACUUACCCUUGCGUGUCCAAGUUUAGUUAUUGCACAACUGGGAGGGCAGAAAGAAAUCCCGAUCUGAAGCUUAAGGGCUUGCUGUAGUUUAAAUGUGCCAGCGGCCUUGAGGGAUGACUCCUACCUGGGCUUAGUGACUCCAAAAGAAAACGGACAGUCAGAUGAGGAUGUAAAAAAGUAUUGGAUGUAACUUUGACAAAGGGAAAGAGACAAUUUAGCUGCCCACCUCUCUUCUGUCCUCGGACCCCUUCUUUCCCCUUGACAGCGUGCCCUAUGUGGUGAUGUUAAUGUGUGGAGAAUCAGCCCAGGUCCACCUUGGGUGCUUUAUUGGCUUUUUCAGCGCAUGUAUUUCAAUUUAAACUUAAAAAAAAGAAAAAAGGAAAACAGAAAAAAAUAAGCCUUGCAAUUGAUGAUGUGGAUGUGUUCUUUUCUUUCUUUUGCUUGGAAGAACGAGAUGGUAAAAAGUGGCUGUCAUCUUCAAAACUGCAACCUCUGUUAAGGUGGAACCUUUAUCCUGCCCUUUCAUUCAACUGCCAUAGCCAUGUUUUGUGAAUGUGUUAGAUGCUGAUAAGAUUAAGGUGAAACCUUAAGCAAAUAUAGUAUAUACCCUUGCAUGCUGACCUAUUUGGAUGAUAUGAAAUGAACUGCCUUGCUAUCAAUUUAUCUAAUACUACUAGUAAUUUCUAAACUGAACCAAACUCUUGUUAGACAUUCAUCAGACUCCUUUGCUCUUCCUGUCAGGUGGAUGGUCUUUCUCAAAAGACGUCCACCUGAGAGUUUUCAUUCACCUAUAACAUUUAUACUGAACUAAUGUGACCACAACAUUACAUGCCAAUCCAAAGCUAACAUGCUAUUUGGUGAUCCUCACAACAUUUGAUUUGUUGGGCGUCUUUAACGUGCAGCUAUAAAGACUUAUAUUAUAUAACUGUUUUUUUUCUAUAAUUUUUCAGAAUUCCAUUAGCUUUCCACAAGUUUAUUUUUUAAUGUUGUUUAGGAAAUUGUCUUUGUAUGUGUGAUAGCUUUGGGUUCCCUUGUGUUAUUUUUCAGCAUAGCUAAGUAACAGGAUUGUGUUGAGGUAUUUCAGGAUUUCAGGUACACGGCUGCCCCCAACUAAUGAGAUAAACCAUAAAGUAAAUAUAAUGAUAGAAUGAGAAGUCGUCAGAGGUCCUAAAUGAGCAGCUCACAAUUAAAUUUAAAAAGCUGAUAUGUUCCUGGAUUCCCUCAUGGCUCUGAUCCUUGUUAUGUACCAUGUUUCAUCUCUUGUGUACAUUUAACAGAACGACACCCCCAUCCUUUUUUUGUUCAAAAGACCUGAUAAAGUUUCCACCUUAAACAUUUUGUAAGAACUAGCUCAGUGUUACAGCAGGCUUUACAGAGACCUGUUCAAAUAGACUUUUUAAUAUUUCCAGAUUUGAUGCAAGAUGAGUUAUCCUGAUGGGAGGAGAGAAAGAGAGAGACCAGCGGAAAGGCAAGCUUCUCUAACUUUGUUAUAAUUAAUUGUAUACCUGUGUAUGUAAAUAUAAUGCAUUCCUAUUUUGCAGUCAAGAACAAAAUACUAUUUGUAAUAUAGAAUAAACUUUAUUAUGAAAAAGA